UUAGUGUAUUUAGUGAAUGUCACUUUUUGUCAUUUUCAAAUUUCCCGCCAGUUCCGUCCCCGUAUGUCCCGACGUCGCAGUGGACGGAACCGAGAAGACAGAUGCCGGUAUCCGCCAGAGGACAUUACAGGGGACACUGCAGGAGGGACAUCGUGGGAGCGCAGGACAAGGUAAGAGAAGAACAGAUCCCGGAGCAGCACCGCAUGGUAAGCCCGAGUGUAGCUCGGGGUUACCACUUUUGGUACGGAAACUUUACCCCGAGCUACACUCGAAAAUACCACCAGGCAGGUUAAUAAAACAAUAAGGGGGUUAUUUACUAAAACUGGAGAGUGCAAAAUUUGGUGCAGCUCUGCAUAGAAACCAAUCAGCUUCCAGGUUUUAUUGUCAAAGCUUAAAUGAACAAGCUGAUAUUGGCUACCAU
This is a messenger RNA of Staurois parvus, 421 nucleotides long. NCBI's taxonomy places the organism in Eukaryota, Metazoa, Chordata, Amphibia, Anura, Ranidae. The record is from the annotation of a GenBank genome assembly.